Molecule: messenger RNA, 6427 nt
Organism: Alnus glutinosa
Lineage: Eukaryota; Viridiplantae; Streptophyta; Magnoliopsida; Fagales; Betulaceae
Product: callose synthase 3
Exons: 43
Coding region: 311-6211 (1966 amino acids)
Biological process (GO): (1->3)-beta-D-glucan biosynthetic process
Cellular component (GO): plasma membrane; 1,3-beta-D-glucan synthase complex
Molecular function (GO): 1,3-beta-D-glucan synthase activity
Source: RefSeq, a predicted model, not a curated record
ACCUCCCUUUUACUUUCCUUUCUUCCUAAGUAGCUUAAGGUCUCAGCAGUCUCUUAAGGUCCAGCACUCUCUCCCUCUCUCUCUCUCUCUCUCUCUCUCUCUCUCUCUUAGGGUUUGUGCUUCAUCUGAAACUCCUCUUUGCAUACCUCUCUGUAAGCCCUCUCUUCUGCUCCAAAGCUUUCCAUUUCUUUGUUCUUCACAUUAUUUGCUUUGGUGUUUCACUGACGUCGGAUUCAGAAGCUUAGCAUUCUCAGCCAGCUGGAAAGUGAGGGUGUUUGGGUUCCGAGAUUUUGAUCGGAGCCCAGGAAACAUGGCGUCGUCAUCAAGAGGCGGCGGGGGGGCUGAUCAGCCUCAGCAGCUGCAGAGGCGGAUCACGCGGACGCAGACCGCCGGGAACCUCGGAGUCGGGGAGACGAUUUUUGACAGCGAGGUCGUGCCGUCGUCGCUCGUAGAGAUAGCUCCGAUUCUUCGUGUUGCAAAUGAAGUCGAAAAGAGCAAUGCCAGAGUGGCUUAUCUUUGCCGAUUUUAUGCCUUUGAGAAAGCUCAUAAGUUGGAUCCCACAUCUAGCGGGCGUGGUGUUCGUCAAUUUAAAACUGCUCUCCUUCAACGUCUUGAAAGAGAGAAUGAUCCCACAUUAAUAGGAAGGGUCAAAAAAAGCGAUGCACGUGAAAUGCAGAGUUUUUAUCAACUUUACUACAAAAAGUAUAUCCAAGCUUUGCAAAAUGCUGCUGAUAAAGCUGAUCGUGCGCAGCUUACAAAGGCGUACCAAACUGCUAAUGUUCUCUUUGAAGUUCUGAAGGCUGUGAAUAUGACACAAUCUAUUGAAGUUGAUCGUGAGGUUUUGGACGUUCAAGAUAAAGUUGCUGAAAAGACGAAAUACUAUGCUCCUUACAAUAUCCUUCCUCUUGAUCCUGAUAGUGCAAAUCAGGCAAUUAUGAGAUACCCUGAGAUCCAAGCUGCUGUUGUUGCUCUUCGUAACACUAGGGGUCUCCCUUGGCCCAAGGACUACCAGAAGAAGAAAGACGAAGACAUUUUGGAUUGGCUUCAGGCAAUGUUUGGGUUUCAGGAGGGUAAUGUGGGAAAUCAAAGGGAGCACCUGCUCUUAUUGCUUGCGAACGUGCACAUACGACAGUUUCCGAAGCCUGAUCAGCAGCCCAAGUUGGACGAGCGGGCGUUGACCGAAGUAAUGAAGAAACUUUUCAAGAACUACAAAAAAUGGUGCAAGUACUUGGGUCGCAGAAGUAGCCUCUGGUUACCAACCAUACAGCAAGAAGUGCAACAGCGUAAACUACUAUACAUGGGUCUGUAUCUGCUUAUAUGGGGGGAAGCUGCAAAUCUAAGAUUCAUGCCAGAAUGCCUUUGCUAUAUUUAUCAUCAUAUGGCGUUUGAAUUGUAUGGUAUGCUAGCUGGGAAUGUCAGUCCAAUGACAGGAGAGAAUGUAAAGCCAGCCUAUGGAGGUGAAGAAGAGGCUUUUUUGAGGAAAGUUGUUACUCCCAUAUAUAAAGUGAUUGCUAAGGAAGCUGAAAGAAGCAAAAAAGGGAGAUCAAAGCAUUCACAAUGGAGGAACUAUGAUGAUUUAAAUGAAUACUUCUGGUCAGUUGAUUGUUUCCGGUUGGGCUGGCCAAUGCGUGCUGACGCUGACUUCUUUUGUUUGCGCAUUGAACAGACUGUUGAGAACAAUGGAGAUAACAAGCCAGCUACUAGAGAUCGAUGGGUGGGAAAAGUUAAUUUUGUUGAGAUACGGUCAUUUUUGCAUAUUUUCAGAAGCUUUGAUCGUAUGUGGAGCUUUUUCAUUCUGUGCUUACAGGCUAUGAUCAUCGUUGCUUGGAAUGGCACGGGGGAACUAAGUUCAAUCUUUAGUUCUGAUGUAUUCAAGAAAGUAUUGAGUGUCUUCAUAACUGCGGCUAUAUUGAAGCUUGGGCAAGCUGUCCUUGAUGUAAUUCUUAGUUGGAAAUCGCAGCAGAGUAUGUCAAUCCAUGUUAAGUUAAGAUACAUCUUGAAAGUGGUUUCAGCUGCUGCUUGGGUGGUAGUUCUCCCAGUUACGUAUGCUUACACUUGGGAGAAUCCUCCAGGAUUUGCUCAAACCAUCAAAAGUUGGUUCGGGAAUAGUUCAAGUUCACCUUCCUUGUUUAUUUUGGCUGUUGUUAUCUAUUUGUCACCAAAUAUGCUGGCUGCAAUAUUGUUUCUCUUCCCCUUCAUUCGUCGAUUCCUUGAGAGGUCAAACUAUAAGAUUGUGAUGCUCAUGAUGUGGUGGUCGCAGCCUCGGCUUUACGUUGGGAGGGGAAUGCAUGAGAGCGCAUUUUCUCUUUUCAAGUACACUAUGUUUUGGGUUCUUCUGAUAGUGACGAAGUUGGCCUUUAGUUACUAUAUAGAGAUAAAGCCUCUAGUGAGUCCAACAAAAGCCAUAAUGAAGGUUCAAAUAACUACUUUCCAGUGGCAUGAGUUUUUUCCUCGUGCAAAGAACAAUAUUGGUGUGGUGAUUGCACUCUGGGCCCCAAUUAUUCUUGUCUAUUUUAUGGAUACCCAGAUUUGGUAUGCCAUAUUCUCUACAUUAUUUGGAGGCAUUUAUGGUGCGUUUCGUCGCUUGGGAGAGAUUCGAACACUAGGAAUGCUUCGAUCUCGUUUUCAAUCAUUGCCUGGUGCUUUCAAUGCGUGUCUGAUUCCAGAGGAGAAGAACGAGCCUAAAAAGAAAGGAAUCAAGGCCACAUUAUCUCGCAAGUUUGCUGAGCCAUCGCUACAGACCCCGUCUAACAAAGAGAAAGAGGCAGCAAGAUUUGCUCAGUUGUGGAACAAGAUAAUCACUAGUUUUUGGGAGGAAGAUCUUAUCAGUAAUAGGGAAAUGGAUCUUUUGCUUGUUCCUUAUUGGGCUGACCGUGAUCUGGGCCUCAUACAAUGGCCUCCAUUUUUACUUGCUAGCAAGAUCCCCAUAGCAUUAGAUAUGGCUAAGGACAGCACUGGUAAGGAUCGGGAGCUAAAGAAGAGAAUUAACAAUGAUGAUUACAUGUCUUGCGCUGUUCGUGAAUGCUAUGCAUCAUUUAAGAAUAUUAUUAAUUCCUUGGUUCAAGGGAAGCGUGAGAAAGAGGUCAUUGAGUUUAUAUUUUCUGAAGUUGACAAUCAUAUAGUCGAAGGUGAUCUUUUAAGCAUAUACAAGAUGAGUGCACUUCCAAGCCUUUAUGACCUCUUCGUUAAGCUUAUCAAAUAUUUGUUAGAUAAUAAGGAGGAGGACUGGGAAAAGGUUGUGUUCCUUUUCCAGGACAUGCUGGAAGUCGUGACAAGGGACAUGAUGGAGGACCCAAUAUCCAGUUUGGUAGAGUCAAUCCAUUAUGGAUCUGGGCAUGAUGGAUUGACCCCCCAUGAUCAAGGAUAUCAGUUAUUUGCAUCUGCUGGCGCUAUCAAGUUUCCAAUUGAACGAGUAUCAGAGGCUUGGACAGAGAAGAUUAAACGGCUUUAUUUACUGCUUACCACGAAGGAGUCUGCCAUGGAUGUACCAUCCAACUUAGAAGCAAGAAGGCGUAUCUCGUUUUUCUCAAAUUCAUUGUUUAUGGAGAUGCCUUUCGCACCCAAAGUUCGCAAUAUGCUUUCUUUCUCGGUUUUAACUCCAUACUACACUGAGGAUGUUCUCUUCUCGUUGCGUGAUCUGGAAGUGCCAAAUGAAGAUGGUGUUUCAAUCCUUUUCUAUUUGCAAAAAAUUUUUCCAGAUGAAUGGACCAACUUUCUUGAACGAGUGGGUUGCAGUAGUGAAGAAGAACUUAAAGAAUCUGUUGACUCAGGACUUAAAGAACCUGUUGACUUUGGGCAAGAAUUGCGCCUCUGGGCAUCAUAUAGAGGACAAACUUUGACCAGAACUGUAAGAGGUAUGAUGUACUACCGGAGAGCUUUAGAGCUUCAGGCUUUCCUUGAUAUGGCCCAAGAUGAUGCUUUAAUGGAAGGCUAUAAGGCCAUCGAAUUAAAUUUAGAGGAUCACCCAAAGGGGGAACGAUCACUGUGGGCACAAUGCCAAGCUGUGGCUGAUAUGAAAUUCACUUAUGUGGUAUCAUGCCAGCAGUAUGGGAUUCACAAGCGAUCUGGUGAUCCUCGUGCACAGGACAUCCUGAGGCUUAUGACAACAUACCCAUCACUUCGAGUGGCAUACAUUGAUGAAGUAGAGGUGACCAACCAAGACAGAUCCAAAAAGAUCAAUGAGAAGGUUUAUUAUUCUUGUCUAGUGAAGGCUAAUUUGCCCAAGUCUAAUUCUUCAGAUCCUGUACAGAAUUUGGACGAGAUUAUUUAUAAAAUAAAACUUCCCGGACCGGCUAUCUUAGGUGAGGGAAAGCCAGAAAAUCAGAAUCAUGCCAUUAUAUUUACACGUGGAGAAGGCUUGCAAACGAUAGAUAUGAACCAGGAUAACUACAUGGAGGAAGCAUUAAAAAUGAGGAAUUUGCUUCAAGAGUUUCUUAAAAAGCAUGAUGGUGUGAGGUACCCCACGGUCCUUGGGCUCAGGGAGCAUAUAUUUACCGGAAGUGUUUCUUCUCUUGCUUGGUUCAUGUCAAAUCAGGAAACCAGUUUUGUGACAAUUGGACAGAGACUGUUGGCCAACCCUCUGAAAGUCCGAUUCCACUAUGGUCAUCCUGAUGUGUUUGAUAGGCUCUUUCACCUUACUAGAGGGGGUGUCAGUAAAGCAUCCAAGGUUAUCAAUUUGAGUGAAGAUAUAUUCGCUGGCUUCAAUUCUACACUUCGUGAAGGCAAUGUUACUCAUCAUGAAUACAUACAAGUCGGGAAGGGAAGGGAUGUGGGCCUGAACCAGAUUUCUAUGUUUGAGGCAAAGAUAGCUAAUGGCAAUGGGGAACAGACAGUAAGUCGGGAUAUAUACCGGCUUGGACACCGUUUUGACUUUUUCCGAAUGUUAUCAUGUUAUUUCACUACAGUUGGUUUCUACUUCAGUACUCUGAUCACUGUGCUCACUGUAUAUGUGUUCCUUUAUGGUCGUCUUUAUCUUGUCCUUAGUGGGCUUGAAGAAGGUCUGAUUACUCAACCAGCAAUUCGAGACAAUAAGCCUCUUCAAGUGGCUCUUGCUUCUCAAUCUUUUGUUCAAAUUGGAUUUUUGAUGGCCUUGCCUAUGUUGAUGGAAAUUGGUUUGGAAAGGGGUUUCCGAACUGCAUUAAGUGAGUUCAUAUUGAUGCAAUUGCAACUGGCCCCUGUAUUUUUCACAUUCUCUCUUGGAACCAAGACCCACUACUAUGGAAGGACAUUACUUCAUGGGGGUGCAAAAUAUAGGCCAACAGGUCGAGGGUUUGUGGUGUUCCAUGCCAAGUUUGCUGAUAAUUAUAGACUCUACUCCCGCAGUCACUUUGUGAAGGGUCUCGAGCUCAUGAUAUUGCUUCUUGUGUACCAAAUCUUUGGUAAUACUUAUAGAAGUGCUGUUGCCUAUAUCUUGAUCACUAUAUCUAUGUGGUUUAUGGUGGGCACCUGGCUUUUUGCUCCCUUUCUGUUUAAUCCUUCUGGUUUUGAGUGGCAAAAGAUUGUAGAUGAUUGGACUGAUUGGAAUAAGUGGAUAAGCAACCGGGGAGGUAUAGGUGUGCCACCAGAAAAAAGUUGGGAAUCAUGGUGGGAAGAGGAACAAGAUCAUCUUCGUCAUUCUGGAAAGCGUGGUAUCAUCGCAGAGAUAUUGUUAGCUUUAAGAUUUUUUAUCUAUCAGUAUGGGCUUGUAUAUCAUUUGAAGAUUACAAAAAACACUAAAAGUUUCCUGGUCUAUGGAGUAUCUUGGCUGGUGAUCAUUCUAAUAUUGUUUGUGAUGAAGACUGUGUCCGUUGGGCGGCGGAAGUUCAGUGCGAAUUUCCAACUAGUGUUCCGGCUAAUCAAAGGGUUGAUAUUUCUAACUUUUGUCUCCAUUCUGGUCACUUUGAUUGCCCUCCCUCAUAUGACACUGCAAGACAUCAUUGUUUGCAUACUUGCCUUUAUGCCAACUGGUUGGGGGAUGCUUCUGAUUGCGCAAGCCUGCAAACCUGUUGUUCAAAAAUUUGGGUUUUGGGGUUCGGUUCGGACACUUGCUCGUGGUUACGAGAUUAUCAUGGGUUUGCUUCUGUUCACUCCAGUUGCAUUCCUGGCCUGGUUUCCUUUUGUUUCAGAAUUUCAGACCCGUAUGCUCUUUAACCAAGCAUUCAGCAGGGGUCUACAGAUUUCCCGUAUUCUUGGAGGACCACGGAAGGAUCGCUCAUCGCGCAACAAGGAGUAAUCUUACUGCAAGCAAAUUAUUGUUUGUCCUAAUUUCUCGAUUAUUCUGAUACAGUUCAUCUUUAUUAUAAGCUGUUGUAAGUAUGGAAGUAAUAGGGCUGCAUUAGUGCAAUUUUGUUUAUAUUAUAUUUGACCGAAGCAGUGUGUGUAGCUCUUCCCUAAGUCUCAUCAAAACGCAUUCAAUUAAUUAUGAUAAUUGAAUUCCAAUUUGAAACGA